GCAGACAGAAACAGUGAGAAACCUGUACGCAGAGAGGACAGAGGGAUUAUAAUCAUGUCAGCGUCGUGGAAGCAGCUCUUUUUUCAGAUCCUCACCCUUCUCGUUUCCUGCAGGCACAUCAAUACAAAGACACCUGGCCCGACAUCCCCUCCAGUGGAUCCCAUCAGCUCCCUGCCCACAGUUGAAAGGAGUUAUGUUCUUAAAGGUGAAAGCCACACAGAGAAAGUUGAACUGUUGAAUCCAGUAAACCUGGCACUGAUGUGUACCUGGGCUGGUACUCAGAACAAACCAUCAAACAUCAGCGGCUUAUGGAAGAAAGAUGGGGAGGAAAUUGAGAACAGCCGUGUCACAGUGGCGUUGAAAAAUGAGCAGUAUAAUCUCAAACAUACUUUCAGUAUCGUCAGUGAAGAAAACCUUGGACAGUAUUCGUGUAUUUUUGGAGAUGAAGCAAAAAUUGAUUUUGUUCUGGCAGCUCCACGGAUUGGUGAGGUGCGAGAUAAACCCAUCGUUAGCUACCUGGGGGAUUCUGCAGUAAUCCCAUGUAAAAUGGAAGAAUCUAAACCAAAACCAAACACCUGGAAGUGGUAUAAAGCAAAUGAUACAGGAAAGGAGCAGAUUUUCUCUGAGGCAGAGCCUCAAAAGUAUGGAAUCAAAAUCGAGGAAUGGAAAACCAAACUGGUGGUUCACAACCUGACAGAAGCUGACUCUGGUUUGUAUUACUGUGGAGCGGUGUACGGCAUCAGCACCACGAUGGGCCACGUGGAGCUGAAGGUGAUCAGUUUCUACGAGCCUCUGAAGCCCUUCAUAGCCAUCGUGGUUGAAGUAAUCGUCCUGGUCACUGCAAUUCUGCUCUAUGAGAAGAGUCAGUCCAAGAAAGACUACACAGCAGGAAAUGGGACCAGCGAUCAAACAAACUCACUGACACCUGGUGAAAAUACUGGACCUGAGGAAAGCUCUUCAAUGAGGCAGCGGAAAGUUUAGAUACAGCAAUAACUCCUUUAAAGCCUUUAAAACUGUCGAAAAAUAAAAAGUAUAAAGCCAUAUAUCACUAACUAUUUAAGGACUAGAAAGAAAAAAGAAAUCACCCAUUAGAGUGCAAUAACCACCUCUUAAUAAUCCUUAAAAAUCUUACACAAGUAGCUUCUUCCACAUAAAGUUUGAUUUUUCACUCUCACUGUGGGAUGUUGAUUUUAUUUUUUCAUUGAAAGUGAUAUUGUCAAACUGAAAGUGCAAAGCAUUUACCAUUUUAAAGUUCAGUUCCUGUGAGAGAAAAACACAUCACUUGGCUUUCAAUGCCUCAGUCAAAGAGAAAGUGGCUUUUUUUUCUUCAUUUUGCCACAACUUCAAUUGCUUUUGUUUUAUGCCUCAUGAUUUUUGAGCAGUGCCUUAGACACCUUAAUAGAAAAGUAACCAAAUACUCCGUCCUUACUGCAGGUUUUUGUCACCUUCCAUCUCUGUGGUGUGGUUAACAUACUGUACAUCUAUAACAUAUAUAAAGUAUCAUAUACACUGAUGCUUGUGUUUGUUUUUCAUGAACAUUUAUGGUCAGAAAAGUCACAUUGUUGUCUGUAACAUGAACGA
Cheilinus undulatus (humphead wrasse) is the source of this 1581-nucleotide messenger RNA. It is a transcript of the gene emb, whose product is annotated as embigin. Gene Ontology annotation, molecular function: cell-cell adhesion mediator activity. Gene Ontology annotation, biological process: homophilic cell-cell adhesion; axon guidance; dendrite self-avoidance. The record is from RefSeq and is a predicted model, not a curated record. The coding region runs from base 55 to 981 and encodes 308 amino acids. Lineage: Eukaryota; Metazoa; Chordata; Actinopteri; Labriformes; Labridae. The transcript has 9 exons. Gene Ontology annotation, cellular component: plasma membrane; axon.